AUGAGUGAAGAUGGGCACCCCUAUUCGAUCUGGCCAUGCUGCUCAAACUGCUGUUACCUGCCUUGCCACAGCAGAAAAGAAGAAUGCUGCUUGUGUUGGUUCUUAUUUACCAGUGAGCAGAACUGCAUCCCAUGUCCUUAUGAAGACUACAAACCCUGCCAGUGCUGCCACCACUCACGUGCAGAGCACCCAAAUUGCUGGUGGUGCUGCUGCUCUUAUUCGAGUGACCCAGACUGCAAAUGCUGCUACUGCAGUGGAGAGAAUUCAGCGUGUCAGUAUUAUGAAAGCAGGUGCUGCAGAAGCUCUGACAACGAACUACAUCACUCAAGACCACCAGGAACUGUUCAGUCAAAAGGCGCCAUGUCAAGGUUUAGAACUAGGAAUAAUGCAUCUGUCAUUACACCAGAAAGGAAUGUCUCCAGCAACGGUUUCCAUGACCAGCUUGCCUGUCCACCAUGUAAGCAAUUGUUUCUCCAACCAUUUAUGCUGCCGCGCAAUCACUGCAUUUGUGAGAAGUAUGUAUCUAAAAGCAAGACCAAAGAAGCUGAAGCAACUGAAGACUUUCAUAUCAUCAUACGCCCAGCGCGUAGCAAAGCACAUUGCCUCCCCCACACAAGUAAAAUUCAGCUGAGGAAGAACUACCUCAAAGCAAAACUAGCCAAGAAACACAUGUGCAGAGAUGGCUUUCUGAGGUGGAGAUUCAACCACAGCGAAAGAUGGAUCUACUGAACUUGCAGGGAGAGAAGAGUGGCAACCAAAAGACGUAGAACAUGUGAAAUUAAUUACUGUAAUGAAUGUCUCCAUUUAAAUCAUAGCAAGAGCAGUGCUCAAGACCACAUUUUCACCAAAGCAUGUCAAGAAGAUCGUGAACAGUGGCGCUGCUUACUGCACACCAACUCAAAACUCUCCGAAUACCGUCUGGAUGACCACGACCUGAUCUGUGGGUUCUGCAAGAACUCUCUGCACAGUGAUCAUGAGACUAUUCUCUUGGCAGUAGCAUAUUCAAGAGCGGCUGCUCUCUCUGACAUGAUUGCGAAAUUUAGAAAAGCACACCAAAGAGUUGAUAACAAUCUAAUGGAAGUUAUCUUGUCAAAAAAUAAUUGCAAGACCUAUAAGGACACCAAAAGGAAGGAGAUCAGGAAUGGAUUCUUAAAAUGACGUACGGUUCUUCAAACAGAACAACAAAAGGAGAUGAUGGAGUUGCUUGAAAACAUUGACCUUAAAAAACAGAAAGAAAUUUCAGAAUAUACAAACUAUACCAUCAGUCAGCUAUCAUAUAUGGAUGGUCUUAUCCAAUACUCUAAAGAGGCUCUUAAGGAGGAAAGUCAGGUUGUGUUUCUGCAGUCUGCACACUGCUUAGUGAAAACAGAAAACACAGUUCCUUCCAUUUUCCAACCUAGUCCACAUCUAAGAGAAGAUCCCUUAAGAAAACUUUAACUCAACUUUGAUGAACUUUUCUCCAUUUUACAGGGACUUGUCCCAUCCCUUAGUGAAAUAAAGCAGUCAGAAAGUAAAGCAGAAAGAUAUCCCUAUUCUUUCAACCCAGAGAUAAUGAUUCCAAGGCAUGUUUCAAGUGCUCACAGAUCCAAGCGAGCAACAUUGUUCCGAAGCCCAUCUUUAAAUCUGUUUGAUUUAGGUGUGCUGUCUAAAGUCACUGUCAGAAGACCAGGCUCUACACCUCCCCAUCAUCCUACAUGGAGUAAUGAAGUAUGUGUGUACUGGGAUACAGCUUGUGAAACUCCAAGAAAAGAAAGAAAAUAUUUGAUUGUCAACUUUUCAAGUCCAGAACCUGUAGAACAUGAAUUAGCCCCAGUCUCAGGACCUGUUGUUAUAUACCAGACUGUUGUUUACUUAAGGUCUGCCAAAAUUUACUGGACUUGUCCCACAGAAGAUGUGGAUUUCUUUGGGGCAGAGUUUUACAAAGUUGCUGGUCUUGGUCCUGAUACCAUUGUUCAGACACAACUAGCUGGCCAGCUGUUAUCACAGAAACAGUGA
Molecule: messenger RNA, 1995 nt
Organism: Tauraco erythrolophus (red-crested turaco)
Lineage: Eukaryota; Metazoa; Chordata; Aves; Musophagiformes; Musophagidae
Source: RefSeq, a predicted model, not a curated record